Messenger RNA from Striga hermonthica, 197 nucleotides. The record is from the annotation of a GenBank genome assembly. Lineage: Eukaryota; Viridiplantae; Streptophyta; Magnoliopsida; Lamiales; Orobanchaceae.
UGUCGUGCAUUUGCAAAGGCUCUGCACUCUAAAGAGAUGGAAUUUGAAGGUGCAUGCUCAAAUAUGAUGGAUGGCAACCCUGUUGCUGUAGUUGAAGCUCUUAUUCAUAUCAAUAAUCAAUUGCACCAACAUGAGGCGGCAGUUGGAAUAUUGACAUAUUCUCAACAACAAUUGAGUGUUCAACUGAAGGAAUCAUG